Molecule: messenger RNA, 2343 nt
Organism: Medicago truncatula (barrel medic)
Lineage: Eukaryota; Viridiplantae; Streptophyta; Magnoliopsida; Fabales; Fabaceae
Exons: 1
Coding region: 1-2343 (780 amino acids)
Source: RefSeq, a predicted model, not a curated record
AUGGAUUUUCUCGAGCAAGAGAAUCGGGCGCUCCGUGAAGAAGUGGCAGCCAUGCAAACUAAGAUGGACGAAAUGGUUGAAAUGAUGAAGACGAUGGCCGAUAUGCGGACCCAAGAGCAAGCUCAAGCUCAAGCUCAGGCUCAGGCUCAUGCUCUGGCACAAGCUCAAGCACAAAUUCAUGCACAAACACAAGCUCCUCCACCUCCCACCAAUACUCAGGCUGAAGCAUCUUCCUCUGCCAUCCCUGAAUGGACAAUAUGUGCUGACACUCCGACACACUCUGCUCCACAGCUCUCCGUGCCUUGGUUCCCGCCUUUUACUGCUGGUGAAAUACUCCGUCCCAUUGCUUGUGAAGCUCAGAUGCCUACUCAUCAGGUGACUCAUGUCCCUCCGCCUUCUGUAAGAGCUCCCCCAGUUGUCAUGACUUACUCAGCACCUAUGAUUCACACUGCUCCACAAAAUGAAGAACCCAUCUUCCAUUCAAGGAGUAUGAAGGCCUAUGGUCAAGUGGAGGAUUUACAAGAGAAGUAUGACGAGAUGUACCGUGAGAUGAAAACUCUCCGCGGAAAAGAAAGAUUUGGAAAAACUGCUUAUGACCUCUGUUUGGUGUCAAACGUCCAGAUACCCCAUAAGUUCAAGGUCCCAGAUUUUGAGAAGUAUAAAGGGAACUCCUGCCCUGAGGAACAUCUGACAAUGUAUGCAAGAAGGAUGUCCGCGUAUGCUAAGGACGAUCAGGUCCUUAUUUAUUACUUCCAAGAGAGCUUGGCUAGUCCCGCCUCAAAGUGGUACAUGAAUCUGGACAAAACAAAGAUCCAAACUUUCCAUGAUCUAUGUGAAGCUUUUGUGGAACAAUACAAUUACAAUGUAGAUAUGGCUCCAGACCGAAGUGAUCUUCAAGCCAUGACUCAGGGGGUCAAAGAAACAUUCAAAGAGUAUGCUCAGCGGUGGAGGGAUGUUGCGGCCCAAGUCAGCCCACGUAUAGAAGAGAAGGAAAUGACCAAACUCUUCUUAAAAACUCUCAGUCAGUUCUACUAUGAGAAGAUGGUCGGAAGUACGCCCAAGAACUUUGCUGAAAUGGUUGGCAUGGGUGUGCAGUUGGAAGAAGGAGUCCGAGAAGGACGUUUAGUAAAAGAUGGAGCUUCUACCAGUGGAACCAAGAGAUAUGGCACCCACAUCCCGAGAAAGAAAGAACAUGAGGUUAGUAUGGUGGCCCAAGGAAGGCCUCAGCAAACUUAUCCAACCUAUCAACACAUUGCUGCCAUCACACCUGCUGCCAAUAUUAUUCAUCCCCCAAAUAGCCAGCCUCAAUUCCCACAAUAUCCUCAACACCCUCAACAAUAUCCCCAACAACCAUACCAGCAACGGCCAUACCAACAACAACCAUAUCAACAAAAUCCCCCACAUCCCUAUCAACAACAGCAACCUCGACCAAAAAGAAUGCAAUUUGACCCAAUCCCCGUCACCUAUGCAGAGUUACUUCCAGGGUUACUCAGAAAUAACUCGGUUCAAACCAGGCCUCCUCCUCCAGUACCAGAAAGACUGCCAGCAUGGUCCAGACCUGAUCAGACUUGUGAUUUCCAUCAAGGGGCCCCAGGUCAUAAUAUUGAAAGUUGUUAUGCCUUUAAGUAUGCAGUCCAGAGGCUAAUCAAAGAAAAGAAGAUAACCUUCACAGACUCAGCGCCAAAUAUUCAAACCAAUCCAUUGCCAAACCAUGGUGCUGCAACUGUCAACAUGGUCGAAGAUUGCCAAGAGACUCACCAUAUUCUCGACGUUCAACAAAUCCGAACACCUUUGGUCCCAUUACAUGCCAAGUUAUGCAAAGUGAACCUCUUUAAACAUGAUCAUGAUGGCUGCAACGAGUGCCUUCUGAACCCCUGGGGUUGUCAGAAAGUGAAAGAUGAUAUUCAAGGACUUUUGAACCAAGGAGAACUGGUCGUUGAAAGAAAAUGUGAUGAUAUAUGUGUUAUAACUCCUGAAGAGCCUUUGGAGAUAUUUUACGACAGUCGGAAGUCAGUUGCUGCUCCUUUAGUGAUUUGCUUGCCUGGUCCAAUACCUUAUACUUCUGAGAAGGCAAUUCCUUACAAGUACAAUGCCACUAUGAUAGAAGGUGGUCGUGAAGUUCCAAUACCACCUUUUCCUUCUGUGGGAAAUAUUGCCGAAGAUAGUAGAAUACUGAGGAAUGGGCGUGUUAUCCCUCUAGUGUCUCCAAAGAAAGUUGACGCUCCGGUGACUGAAGAAACUCGAACUAAAGAUUCCGGUGCAAUCAAAGAUGUGGGCCAGACUAGUGGGACCAAGUCAUGUUCUGAUUUUGAUGAGAUUCUCAAGCUGAUAAAGAAAAGUUAG